AUGGAUUACUUCCAAAGCAUGAACGACUUGAUCAAGGCUUUGUUGGGUGGUCAUAAGGUUGAAGAAGCUCACAGUCUAUGUAUAUAUAUUAUGGAAUACGCGGAAUUAGCACUGGGUAAGAGGCACUAUUGGUAUAAUGGAUACAAAGUGGCCCUGGGCCGUAUCCUUUCGAAGAGAGGCAUGGCAUUGGAAUCUAUUAAAAACUUCUACAGUGCGUUGCUCGGAGCACAUCAUCGCGGUUUAAGAUCCGGCAUUUGUCAAAAUCUGGGUUCUGCCCUAAUGAAUGGGAGAAAUUUCGAGGAAGCAAUAUACAUGUAUAGAAAAAGUCUCUCAAUUGACGUUCAACAGCAAGGUUGGAGCAAUUUUGCGAAGUUGAAGAAAAUAUGUGGCAAGCUAGGGUAUUGUUAUGAAGUGUUGUCGCAAUUGCAAGAUACGUUGUUCUUGUAUGAGAAUUUGUUGGGCAAGCUAAAGGAUGCCCUUGGAGAUGAAAAUCCGUUCAUCAAGGAAGUCAAGUAUUGGGUUUCUGAGGUACAGGAGCGGAUGGUAGAGAGUAGCGCAAGUAGUGAGGAUGAUGGAAGUAACAACACGUAUUCUUCGCGUGAGGUCCAAAUGGGAGGAGUCGACGAUGACUUGGGGUAUGGAUAG
Molecule: messenger RNA, 645 nt
Organism: Botrytis porri
Lineage: Eukaryota; Fungi; Ascomycota; Leotiomycetes; Helotiales; Sclerotiniaceae
Exons: 1
Coding region: 1-645 (214 amino acids)
Molecular function (GO): protein binding
Source: RefSeq, a predicted model, not a curated record